AACUGCACAGUAUGAAAGUGUGACGGAUGAAUAGUGUGACGAAAAGUGCAACCCUAGAGAAUUGCUGGAAUUUUGACAUCUAUAAAUGUCACUUUCAGAAACCUGUUGUUUACUCGUUUUGCUUGAUUGUAAAUUUCGGUCGGUCGUGAUCUCAGUUUUUCUUUCUUUCCGAUCUGUUGAUCCUGUUUUGAUUCCGGAGCUGAAAUGGCCAACGCAAUCCUGCAGAACGUUCAGCAUAAGCAUGCAAGCACGAAUACAAAAUACCACUGUCUCUAUGACUACUAUUUUCUCGGGAUGAAAAGGGCUCAACUUGCACAGAUCUACCGGAAGAGCAAAUCAACCAUCAGCAGCUGGAUAGAGUCGUACGAAGAAAACGGUCUGCUGUCGCAUAAGCAGCGGGAGCAAGUUUUCCGUAAAUUUAGUGCAAUGCAUAGGCAAUGGAUUGUGGCCUUGUAUCGUCAGAAUCCUGUGCUAUAUCUGGAAGAAUGCCAGGAUCUUUUCUAUCAACACUUCCAGAUUAAAAUCAGUGGUUCCAGUAUCUGCCGAAUUUUGCACACCGAAGGAAUGACGUGGAAGGCUUUGGAACGGAGGGCUAUUCAAAUCAAAGAGCAUGAAAUUCUUCGUUUCUGCUCCGAAAUGAAUGCAUUUGAUUGGGACAUCUAUCAUCUAGUAUUUCUGGAUGAAGUUUCACUAGACAACAAGGGGAUAUUGAGGAGUCGAGGCUACGGCGCCAAAGGAAAACGAAUUGUGUAUCGUGGGGAAUUUGUGCGUCGCCCAAGAGCGUCAUUCCUAUGUUUCCUUGGCUUGCAUGGCAUUCUGGAUACAUUUGAAACAGAAGGAACUUUCACCAGGAAAAUAUUUUUUGAUUGCUGCCGUGAUUUUGCUCUGAAAAACAAAAAUGUGCAUCGAUAUCCCGGGUACAACUCUGUGUGGAUAAUGGAUGGGGCCCGCAUUCAUUGCGACCCCAACAUCAUACUUUAUUUACGAUCAAUUGGCAUCCUGCCGGUAUUUUUACCUCCUUAUUGCCCUUUCUACAACCCAAUUGAAUUGGCAUUUGGAAUGACGAAAUCGCGAAUAAGGAAGGCUUAUGUAGAAAACAAAAACGAAAAAUUAUCUAAAUUGGCUCUUGAAACAUUCAUGGCUUUAGAGAACUAUGACUGUAGUAAGAUUUUCAAACAUUGCGGAUAUUUACCGGGAGGAGUUUUUGACCCAUCAGUUGAGUCAUCACAAAAUGAGGACAAUUCAUGGAUCUGAAUGUAUAAGAAUUGUAACAAAAACCCCAAACGACUUACUUUUGGUUUAUUCGAAUAAAUUCAUCAAAUCAAAUACA
Aedes albopictus (Asian tiger mosquito) is the source of this 1330-nucleotide messenger RNA. RefSeq lists its product as uncharacterized. The coding region runs from base 205 to 1254 and encodes 349 amino acids. Gene Ontology annotation, molecular function: nucleic acid binding. The transcript has a single exon. Lineage: Eukaryota; Metazoa; Arthropoda; Insecta; Diptera; Culicidae. The record is from RefSeq and is a predicted model, not a curated record.